GAGGCCUUGACGCCGCGUGACGCCAGCGGCUCGGCGCUAGAGAAAGCGCCAGCGGCGCCAGAGAAAGCGCCGGAGAAAGCGCGGGGGCAGCCGAGUCAGGCAACGACCAAAGGUUUAGCUGUUGCCAAAGAGGCCGGCACCAUCCGCAUGGACAGCGUCCCCGCGCACGCGGAGGAUGUGAAAGGAUUCGAUGGCGGCGUGCAACGGCCAAUGGGCGAAGAGCUGCCGAAAUCUGCAUCAGCGCCAGGGCUCACAGCUUUGCAAUUCAAGCGCGAGUUGGCCUUCAAAGAAGCCAUGGAUCGACAUAUCGCUGCCAUGGAGGCGCAUGCAGCCGAGGCAGUUGCCGAAAAAGAUGCCUGGGACUGCCAUGUGAACGAGUGCUUGCUCCAAGAACGGGAUGAGAUCCAAGCCAGGAAAGAGAGAAAUCACCUGAAUCUGCACUUCCUGAAGCAUCAGAUGGCUAUGGGUGAGCAAAAGCGCAAGGAACAGAGGAAAGAGGAUAUCGAGGCCGCCUCGGCGCACGACUUUCCUAGUUUCUCUGAAGUGCACCCGGAUGAGAUGAAGGACUUCAUUAAGGGCCAACAGGAGAAGGUGCGGCAGGCACUGGAUGAUCAGGUGAGAACGAACAACACCUUGCGGAACCUCGCGAAGCAGAAGGACCUAGCGCUGGAGCUAAGCCAGUUGCAGGCCAACCGAGAGGAGCUGGCCAUGCUGCGGAAAGCUGAUCGCGCGAAGAAGGCCUUCGAUCGCGAGUCCUUGGCGACGGCCUGGAAUGCAGAUAUUCGCAUGAAGAAUAUCUGGAAGGCCAUC
Messenger RNA from Cladocopium goreaui, 810 nucleotides. The record is from the annotation of a GenBank genome assembly. NCBI's taxonomy places the organism in Eukaryota, Dinophyceae, Suessiales, Symbiodiniaceae.